AUGUUUCCCCUCGUACCGACACUCGUGCUCGCCCUAGUCUCCUUCAUUUCCUCUGUCUUUGUAGUUCUUCGCAUUCUCCUUCCUAUACUUCCCCCACACCCCCUCAGCCGUCGCGUGCGCCCAUCCGAGUUCGGCCUGCCCAACUACCGCUCUCUUUCGGCCGCAGACAAGAGCCAUGUCUGGCUCGCGUUAUGCGAUGUCGUUGCCCUCGUGCUUAUUGUCGUCGAGGCCGUUAUGCAGUACAACGGCUCAGCCAGUGGCUUCCAGUCCGCGUCUGACGUUGGCUCGUCCAUUCGCCUUUGGAUUGCGUUCACCCUCCGCCAGACCUGCCUCGUCGUAGUCUCUGCGCUCACACUGGUUCAUGUUCGCCUCGGACAACCCGUUAACUUUGGUGCCCGCUACUGGAUGCUUUGGGCGCCGCUUGUCGUCCUUGCCGUUGCGUCCACCGGCAUUGCCGCCGUCAUUUCCGGCGCCGGCGUGCACACAUUCUUCUGGGGUGCCCUCGGCUACACCGCAAUCCUUGCCGUUGGCAGCACCAUUAGCUUUGGCUACCUCGUUCGCACGCUCGUUGUCAUCAAGCGCAACCUCGCAACCAUCGAGGAUGAUAGCUCGUGGCCUCCCGCCCGUGAGGUUGAGGAGAAGCCCCGCCCGUCGUUCGCCACAGAGGACGUUGACAGGCUCCGUGAUGGGUCCUCUUGGAUCACCUCCGCUGCCGGCUCUGACCGCGACUCGAUCUCAGCCUUCUCCUUCUCGACGCACAACACGCACGUUCAGCACCCGGCCAUUGCGUCUAACCCCUCCAUCCCGGCCAAGAACUCGUUCUGGUUCAACCCGGCGACGCCUGGCACCGGUGCACCCGUCGAGUCCGUUCCGCCCGUACCGGCGCUUCCGUCUCCCUACCGUGCCCGUCUCGGAGACGAGCACCCGGAUCCUUUCCGUCGCGCUGAGUCCCCCGUCGCUCAAGCACAUGCCCAGCGCCUUCGCAAUGGCAGCCAGACGUCGUGGUUGACCAGCACUGAUGGUACCCGUCGUACUCCUACUGCCUGGUCUUUCGCUUCGUCGCUCCCCGGCUCGCCCAAUCCCGAGCUUGAGGCCGCCGUUGCAUCAACCCAAGAUCUCAACUCGCACCUUCUUCGCGGCUCUUCGCGUCCGGUCACCCCUGCUCUCGCCAGCGCACAGGUUCUUGGCGGAUACGGCUACCAACCUAGUGCCAGCCACGACGCCGAGAAGGGCAUCAGCUCACUCGCAACGGAGUCUUCGCACGGCAUCGACGUUUCUUUCCUGCGCAUCGCGACCUGGCUUGCCAUGAUCUGGGCUCCAUUCGGUCUUGCUAUUCCUUACUUCCUCACGCUCAAUGCCAACCACCCGAACGCGAGCAUGGUUUCCUCCAUCUUGCUCAUCGUCAGCAUCACGAUCUCUGGUCCCCUGCUCAUGACCUCCAUCCUGCUCAAGCACGGUCUGCCUGUCCCUACCGGCCUCUUCGACUCCCGCAAGCCUUCGGUCUCCCCACUUGCGAGCACUCGUCCCUCAUCGCCCACAGAGACUCUCCAUGUCCCCACGCGUAGCGGCGAGUUUAAGCGCAGCGGCGAAUACAAACGCAGCGGCGAGUACAAGCGUAGCGCCAGUGUGACUGUCGUUGAUGGGAGCCGCUCCACCGACGUCUGGAUUGCAAAUGGCGAGGCUGUCGACGGUAAAUCGAAGGUCGGCCGCGCGCUUACCAUGCUCGCUCCGGCGCCUAAGCUAUCCGUUCUGCCACCCGAGGACAAUGGUGACGAUGUUGAGCCGCCCACUCCCAUCACGCCCCCACUUCCGAUUCAAGAUGCGCCUGCCACCGCUCCUGGAACUCCGACGACCGUUUCGAGCGUUGAGUUCGGUCGCUCCCGCGCGCGCACCAAGUCCACUACUAGCUCUGCGCGUAUGAGCGAGGACGAAAGCCUCGCGUUCCAGGCCCGCAUCAUGACCGCUCAGCGCCACUACUCUCAGCUUGCCAUGGCGGUCGUUAUGCCUCCUUCGCCCGAGCCCGAGAGGCGUCCGGACUCGAACCCGACGACACCGACUGAAGGCGCGAUGGCGACUGGUAUCGACAUGACCACGCCGCCGAACCGCGGCAACGCUCAUCUUCGCACCCGCUCGGCCACAUCGUGGUCCUCGCCGCAAUUCCCGACUUCGCCUGCCCCGAACUCACCGCUCCCCCCGACCCCGCCGAACCGCUUCGCACACCGUAAGACGCAAUCCACCAUGUCUGUGGGUCAAAGUGCCGGCGACUCUUCGGGUUACGAUUUCGGUUAUGUCGCUCGGGGCGAUGCCAAUGAGAUCGAUGCUCUGUCUGCCAAGGUCUUGCCCAUCCUCGUACCCGGCUUGACGGUCGGCACAGACAUGCGUGUCACCCCAGGCGACGCCAUCCCGAGCCCGAACUCUAUGUUGGGCCCUAUGCGUCGUCCAAGCCAGGCCAGCAAGCGUUCGAGCAAGAGCCGUUACUCUCAAGCCAGCGCGGCCCCCGAGUUCGGUGGGUACGCUAUCAGCGACAUCAGCGAGCCGCGCUUCCACAGCACCCCUCACCAACGCAAUGCGCCCGCGGCCACGAAUAAGUCUGCUGCUGAACGCAGGAAACAUCACUUCUCUCUUCCAAGCCUCGCCCUGGGCAAGGACGGUGCUCACGCUCUUGCCACCUGGGCCGCUACUACCAAGGGCGCUCUUGACGAUGCCUUGCACGGAGAUGACAAGCGCAAGACCGUCGCCAUCGCACCAUCGACCGCGGUCAUCCCCGCCUCUCCGGCAUACAGCCCCGCGAUCUCGCGCGCGCCAUCUACUUCACCGCCUGCCGUCGCUCUUCCCGCCGUCCCCGAGGCCGGCGACCGCAACUCCCUGGCGUUACUUCUCGAGGCGCUUGCGCCCGUCCCCGCUAUCCCCGUUUCAGCUUCCGGUUCUACGCUCGCGCUGAGCGCGACUGCUCCGCCACCGAGCGCCACAUCCGAGGUGACUCUUUUCGAUCUUGAAGGCAUUGCGCCACUCGCAGAGAGCACCCCUCCGGACUACCGCCGCCGCUCUGCCGGGCGUAGCAGCAUCACGUACAUCCGCUCGGACGACGCCACCGGUGCGCCCGCAGCGCAACGUCGUGGCUGGGGCAUGAAACCGUUGAAGAUCAGGGCCGACCGUGACAGGACGCCGGCUAUUGGAGGUGUUGAGCUUGAGAGCCAGUACGCCGCUCUGCCUAGUGCAGAGCCGGCUCGUGCAGGGCUGCGCCCGCUCUCGCUCCGCCCCACAAACGCCCUGUCAUCCGCGCGCGAGUUCGCGCUCGGUCAAAAGAACGGGAGCAGCAAAGGGAAGAAGUCACUUGGUGCGGCGUCGAUCGACAAGGAGAACGCCGUUGGUGUGUCUGAGGAUGGCACGCUCACGAAGAAAGGCUCUAAGGGCCUCCGUGGACUGAAGUUGGGUCUCGGCUCGAUGAACAGGUCGGACACCACCCGCGAGCGCGCUGCUCUUCGCGCACGCGAGUCACCGCCUGAGGUGCUCGUGCGCCCUCCGAGUGGAGUGAACUACCGGUGA
This is a messenger RNA of Peniophora sp. CBMAI 1063, 3546 nucleotides long. The record is from the annotation of a GenBank genome assembly. NCBI's taxonomy places the organism in Eukaryota, Fungi, Basidiomycota, Agaricomycetes, Russulales, Peniophoraceae.